This is a messenger RNA of Ipomoea triloba (trilobed morning glory), 2623 nucleotides long. RefSeq names its product putative pentatricopeptide repeat-containing protein At5g43820. The transcript is spliced from 2 exons. Gene Ontology annotation, molecular function: protein binding. NCBI's taxonomy places the organism in Eukaryota, Viridiplantae, Streptophyta, Magnoliopsida, Solanales, Convolvulaceae. The record is from RefSeq and is a predicted model, not a curated record. The coding region runs from base 267 to 1949 and encodes 560 amino acids.
CCAAAAGUCAAUAACCUUAUUUCCUCAAUUCCUCAGCCAACGCAGCCUUAACUCCACUCCCUUCAGCGGCGUUCAGCCCUUCGGCCUUCACUGACGCAGCCACUCGCCUUGUCGCCCAGGAGUCCCAGCGACUCAGCGAGAGAGACCGAGGCGCCGCCCUGCGAUGCAGCCACUCCGGUCUCCGGCAACCACUCCGUCUGCUCGCACUUCUAGCCGCAGCGACUCUCCUCCGAGUCCGACUGUUUUCUCGGCCAACAGCCGGCGAGAUGUUCAUCGCAAGAAAUUUCUUCACCACCAGGUACUCCCCUCUCUACCGCUGCUCACUAUUUUCUCUAUUUCCAUUUUCAACCAUCGACAUUCCUGUUAAUCACCUGGAGAACAAACCACCAUCCGAGGAGCACACUGAAAACGAUUGUCGUCACAUCAGUGAAUCCCAUAUCCUAAAUCAGUUGUCCGAGCUUUUACCAAUCCGUCACAUCUCUUCAAUUCGAAAAUCCACUGCAGUGAGUUCGUCUGACGCACAAAAGCAAUCGGAAAUUGUGGCCCUUGAUGGGUUUUUACCGCCCGAAGAUAAGUUCCGAGGGGUUUUUCUUCAGAAACUCCGCGGGAUAUCUGCAAUUGAGAGGGCAUUAGCUUCUGUUGGUCUAGAUCCAACACUCGAUUUAGUAGCCAAAGUUGUGAAUAGAGGAAAUUUAGGAGGUGAGGCCAUGGUUACGUUUUUCAGUUGGGCGAUGAAGCAGAAAACUAUAGCAAAAGACGCAAAUACUUACAAUGUGAUUCUUAAAGCAUUAGGAAGAAGGAAAUUUUUCACACACAUGAUGGCAUUGUUCGAAAACAUGAGAGCCGAGGGGAUCACUCCUACUUCGACUACAAUUUUCAUUGUUUUGGAUAGUUUUAUUCGAGCCCGCCAAGUCUCAAAAGCUAUCCAAUUGUAUGGGAAACUAGAGGACUAUGGUUUCAAAUGCGAUAUCGAGGCUUUGAAUGUCGUUUUGCAGUCUUUGUGCAGGAGAUCACAUGUGGGUGCUGCAAGUUCCUUGCUUGUUAAAAUGAAAGAGAGAGUGGCCUUGGAUGGUAUGACCUAUAGUAUAGUCAUUGGUGGGUGGGCAAGAUUUGGUAGAGUUAAUGAAAUUGAGAAGGCUUUGAAAAAUAUGAUAGAAGAUGGUUUUGAUCCAGAUAACAAGACUUAUAGUUAUGUUCUUGAAGGUUUAGGACGGGCUGGUCAACUUCAUGAUGCAAUUGAGAUAUUUGAAGGUCUAGACGAGAAAGGGCAUAUACAACAUGCCGAGGUUUACAAUUCAAUGAUUUCUAAUUUUAUCUCGGUGGGUCAGAUUGAUGAAGGUUUGAAGUAUUACCGAAGGAUGUUGAGUAACAACUGUGAGCCAAAUGCGGAGACAUAUACAAGGCUGAUAUCUGCUUUUCUCAAGGCCAGAAGAGUGGCAGAUACAAUUGAAAUGUUUGAUGAAAUGAUAGGCAAACGUAUAAUUCCCAGUACCGGAACUGUAACCACUUUUCUUGAGCCUUUAUGUAGCUAUGGUCCGCCUCAUGCUGCUUUGAUGAUUUAUAAGAAAGCUAGAGAAGCUGGAUGCGUGAUAUCACCGAGUGCCUUUAAGUUGUUGCUUAUGAGGCUUUCUAGGUUUGGUAAAUGUGGGAUGCUAUUAACAAUCUGGAAUGAGAUGCAAGAAAGCGGCUAUUCUUCCGAUAUGCAAGUUUAUGAAUAUGUCAUCAAUGGACUUUGCAACAUAGGGCAGCUUGAGAAUGCUGUCCUUGUAAUGGAGGAAGCAUUGCAGAAGGGAUUUUACCCGAGCAAGCUUAUUUGUAGCAAACUGAGCAACAAACUGCUGGCGUCGAAUAAAAUAGAGACUGCUUAUAAGCUUUUCCUGAAGAUAAAAACUGCCCGUAGCAACCAAAAUGCUCAAAGAUACUGGCGUGCUAAAGGGUGGCAUUUCUGAUCUCUCAUGGAUGGCAUUACCUUGUGACACUGUUUCCCAAAUUACUAGACUGCAAAUUCAGAUUGAUUGGUUUUCUUGAAUUCAGACUCUCCAUAUUCCCUCAGGUGCAAGCUUGUUUCAGUGGUAUUGUAAUGAAGAGUCACUGACACUAAACUUUUUUUUAGAUCAAGAAUUAUGUAUGCCUGAUUGUGAUUGCCAUUCUAAAGGAUGGAUCAUAGAAAAGACAACUGAAGCUAGCAGUAAAGCCAGUAUGCCACUAUUUAUGUUAUCAUAUGGGCUUUCUGCAUGUUAUUGUGUGAUCAAGAAAUGAUUCCAUUCAGCUCCAAGGGACCCUUCUGCAAAUACGGAAGUUAUAUCAUCUUAUGUGUAUAUGAGACAGGAAAAUUCGCCCCGGCAUAAUUUUUGAAGCAGGGUGACUUGAAUCGAGGCCCCUCCUAUUAAAUCGUGUAAUGUAAUGUAUUACUGCAUAGUAUAGGCUCCCUGAAAUAAUGCAAUUUUGGGAAGACAGAGUGUUGAGUACACUAUUAGUGUGUCUUUAAAAAAUUGUUUUUAAUGUAAAUUACUGCAUAGUAUAGGCUCCUCAAAGUACUAUUAGUGUGUUUUUUAAAAAAUUGUGUUUAAUGUAAAUUACUGCAUAGUAUAGGCUCCUCAAAUUAUGCAGUUUUGGGAAGGCA